UGGAGCAAAAGGUAGCGUUCAUUCUGUCCCACCCUGUCCGCCUCAAGGCAUCCCUUGUUCUGGUCAACUUUGAGAGGCGGCAGUCUGAGCUCUUUCACACUGUGGAGUUAAUGAAGACAGGAGAAUCCAGAGAAUGGAAAAUCAAGUUUAACAAACUUAAAACAAGUUUCAACAACUGUCAAUGCAGACUGGCUUAGAUAAGUGCAGAUUCAGGAGCAGAUUCAGGAAGCCAUACAAUUGGAGAGGAAGCCAUACGUCAAGGUGUCCAUCCUUCUGUGUUCAGAUAAUAGAGAAUAGUAAAUGCUACUGUUCUCAUUCAACAUUACUUCAGUUUCUCCUGAAAAGGAAUUGGGAAUUUCAUUGUGACGAAAGCAAUGAAUGAGAAUCGUUCAGCCACUACACUUUUUAGAAAAUGUCAGCUCGCAUUGUCUAAAAAUGACACCGUCUCCCUGGAUUCUGGAGAUGUUGGAGCAGCUCAAAGCGACUCCUUGUAUGAGCUGUCAGACCUGGACAACAUCUCUGUCCCGCCUGAAGACCAAAGUCUUGAGGGGGGACAGGAAGUGGUCCCAUCUGGCCAGCAGGGUGCGGACAGCAGACAGAACUUGAGGUCAAAGUUCCAGGGUGCGUUCAAGAAGGGCAUUGGUAACCCUAUGGACCUACUGGAAACUACCAUCUAUGAGUCCAAUGUUGUCCCGGGACCCAAGAAAGCUCCUAUGGACUCACUGUUUGACUAUGGCACCUACAGAAAUACAAGUAACCAGAAAAAACGGAGGAAAAAGUUACCAAGAGGUAAAACUGAGGUUUCCUGUGAGGAUGGUGCUAGUGCUGAUCCCCCUAAAGUAGUGAAAAUCUUCAACCGCACUCUGCUGUUUGAGUGUGUGUCACGUGGGGACCCUUUGUCUUUAGAGGGUCUAUUGGAGUUCCUGCAAACUUAUGAGAAGAGGCUGACCGAUGAGGAGUUCAGAGAGCCAUCAACAGGUAAGACGUGUCUGCCCAAAGCCCUGCUGAAUCUGUACAGUGGACAAAAUGAAACCAUCCCUCUGCUGGUGGACAUCGCUGAGAAGACUGGAAACCUACGAGAAUUUAUCAACACACCAUUUAGAGACGUUUACUACAGAGGCCAAACUGCACUGCACAUUGCGAUAGAGCGCCGCUGUAAACCAUAUGUGGAGCUUCUGGUGGAGCAGGGGGCAGACGUUCAUGCUCAGGCACGGGGACGCUUCUUUCAGCCCAGAGAUGAGGGCGGAUACUUCUAUUUUGGUGAGCUGCCUCUGUCCCUGGCAGCCUGUACAAACCAGCCCGACAUAGUGCACUAUUUGACAGAGAACCCACACAAAAAGGCUGAUCUACGGCGGCAAGAUUCACGAGGAAACACGGUGCUCCACGCUCUGGUGCACAUCGCAGACAACACUAAGGACAACACUCGCUUCCUCACUAAGAUGUACGACCUGCUGCUGAUAAAGAGUGCCAAACUGUACCCCGAGUGCAGCCUAGAAACAGUGCUCAACAGCGAUGGCAUGUCACCGCUCAUGAUGGCCGCCAAGUUGGGAAAGAUUGGGGUUUUUCAGCACAUUAUCCGACGUGAGAUCAAAGAUGAAGAAGUCAGACAUUUGUCUCGAAAGUUUAAGGACUGGGCUUAUGGUCCCGUGUACUCAUCCCUUUAUGAUCUUUCGUCACUGGACACAUGUGGAGAGGAGCCAUCUGUGCUGGAAAUCCUGGUCUACAACAGCCGCAAUGAGAAUCGUCAUGAGAUGUUGGCUGUGGAGCCCAUCAAUGAGCUGCUCAGAGCAAAGUGGCAGAAGUUUGGAGCCGUGACGUUUUAUAUCAGUGUCGUCUCCUACCUCACCACUAUGAUCAUCUUUACUCUAGUGGCGUAUUACCAUCCAACACAAGACACGCCUCCUUAUCCGUAUAAAACCUCCUCAGACUACCUACGUAUGGCCGGGGAGAUUGUGACUCUUGCAUCAGGGAUCUUCUUCUUUCUCACUAAUAUAAAAGACCUGUUCCUGAAGAAGUGCCCUGGAGUGAAGUCUUUAUUUAUUGAUGGUUCCUUUCAACUGCUGUACUUCAUCUACUCAGUCUUGAUUGUUGUGUCCGCUGCUCUGUACCUGUCUGGAAUCAAGGCAUACAUUUCGGUCAUGGUGUUUGCUCUCGUCUUGGGUUGGAUGAACACGUUGUAUUUCACCAGAGGACUGAAGCUUACAGGGACAUACAGCAUCAUGAUACAGAAGAUUCUUUUCAAAGAUUUGUUUAGGUUUCUGUUGGUGUACGUGCUCUUCAUGAUCGGAUAUGCAUCAGCUCUGGUAUCCCUGCUGACUGUAUGUCCUCCCGCGGGGUCAAACUGUGAAGAUGAAGGCUGUCCCACAUACCCAAAGUGCAGGGACCAGGACACAUUCAGUGUUUUCUUAUUGGACCUCUUCAAACUCACCAUUGGGAUGGGUGAGCUGGACAUGAUACACAGCGCACAAUACCCAGCCGUGUUCCUCAUCCUUUUGGUCACUUACAUCAUCCUGACAUUUGUGCUGCUGCUCAACAUGUUGAUCGCUCUAAUGGGAGAGACAGUGGAACAGGUGUCCAAAGAGAGCAAGAAAAUCUGGAAACUCCAGUGGGCUACAACCAUAUUGGACAUUGAGCGUUCAUUCCCAGUGUGUCUUCGAAAGUCGUUUCGAGUUGGUGAGAUGGUGACAGUGGGUAAGAAUUGGGACGACACACCAGACCGCCGCUGGUGUUUCAGGGUGGAUGAAGUAAACUGGACCCACUGGAACCAGAAUCUGGCCAUCAUUAAUGAAGACCCUGGAAAAAACGAGACCCACCAAGUUGAUGGACUACACCUGAGCAUGAGAGGCCUAAGGCGAGACCGCUGGUCCACUGUGGUCCCUCGCGUGGUGGAGCUGAACAGGGGACCUCGCUCUCGGGACCUGGUUGUGGAAAUGGAGCCUCUGACGCCCAGACACUGACCGCUGUAGAGACUGUCCAUCUUGUGCAGAGACAGCAGCAUUAGACAGACUACUCUGCUGGGGACUGUUGGGCUUUAAGUGCACUCAUUUACACACAUCUCAUGGGACUUUAUGAAGAAACCAGAGCAGCAGUUAGGACAAGGACAGUGAGUAUCAAGCACAACACUGGAUGGACUAUUUCUCUUUAAAAUGAUAUUGUGAAGUUAAAUGUUUCAUAUCCAUGGGCUUCAGAAUGAAGAAAAUUUAGAACUGUUGCCAUAGCAAUUAACAUUUUGAAACAAAAUAUCAUAUCUUUGAAUGUUGAAAAGUCCUCAAAAUGUUGCUGAUAACAGAAAGUUGAAACCCAAGGAUAAGAUUUGCAUAAGCUUACAGUAUAAGCAAGCUGCUAAUAACCAAAGCAUUGUAUGCCAAGCAAACAUCAAAUCACUGCCCAUGCAAGUUUCUACUUUGGAACAAAAUUACCCCUGCUAUUUUGACAGCUUUUCCACUCAGGGAUUUCAAAUGAGCUUUGCCAGUCACAUUAAGUAUUACAGAACAAGUUGUACAUUUUCUGAUGGGUAAUUGUGGCAUAUUUACAGCAUUGUUCAUUACAUUAGUGAUAUAAAUAAAGUGCAGAUUGGCAGAUUUUAUUGUACUGGAACAAGUAUUUAUAGUCUUUUAUAUCUAAGUUAUAUCUACUAUGUAUAUAUUGUUUCAUAAUAUAAAUACAUUUAAAGGGAUUACAUUCUUGCAAGUCUAUUGUAUAUUGUUUGCAUAAAUUCAAAUGUAUUCAGGAGUUUAUAUUCAUAGGAAUAUUAUUGUAAAUGUUUAUGCUAUAUUUCUAAAUAACAUCUUCCCAUUAUGUAUUUAGUUAAAAAAUGGCAUAUUUUGACCCAUUAUCAGUAGAAACAAGGCUUUCAUUUACUGUAAACUAGAACAAUGCAUUGUGCCAUUAUUAAAAGAAUACAAAGACAUUGUUUGGAGCAAGAUGGGCAUGAUGAGUAGGUUACAAUUGUCAAGCAUAAAUGCAAAUAUAAGACAAUAGCCCCCUCUAUUAUGGUCUCUCUUUGAAUUUCCCAUGUUAUUGUCUCUUUGCAGCUGGGGUAUUUGCAUAAUCAACUCAGGCCUUGCCAUUAUGUACUUUUCCAUAUUUGCUGCAGUGUUUUCAUUGCACUUGGCUCCUUGCCCUAGGUAGUAUUUAGUCUAAAUGUGCAUCAACUGUAGUCUGCAUUUGUGAGGCAUUCAGAAGCAGCUGUACAAAGCUAGAGUUUUACUUUUUUACCCAUGACGUUUAAUAAAAUAUUUGGCAAUCUU
Messenger RNA from Periophthalmus magnuspinnatus, 4250 nucleotides. RefSeq names its product transient receptor potential cation channel, subfamily V, member 4 (gene trpv4). NCBI's taxonomy places the organism in Eukaryota, Metazoa, Chordata, Actinopteri, Gobiiformes, Gobiidae. The transcript has 17 exons. Gene Ontology annotation, molecular function: calcium channel activity; protein binding. Gene Ontology annotation, cellular component: cilium; membrane. Bases 375 to 2957 code for a protein of 860 amino acids. The record is from RefSeq and is a predicted model, not a curated record. Gene Ontology annotation, biological process: actin filament organization; osmosensory signaling pathway; calcium ion import across plasma membrane.